Catharus ustulatus (Swainson's thrush) is the source of this 3069-nucleotide messenger RNA. RefSeq names its product E3 SUMO-protein ligase PIAS2-like. Gene Ontology annotation, molecular function: SUMO ligase activity; zinc ion binding; transcription coregulator activity. Bases 369 to 1307 code for a protein of 312 amino acids. Lineage: Eukaryota; Metazoa; Chordata; Aves; Passeriformes; Turdidae. The transcript has 9 exons. The record is from RefSeq and is a predicted model, not a curated record. Gene Ontology annotation, biological process: protein sumoylation; regulation of transcription by RNA polymerase II.
CGCAGCCGGCGGAAGGGAUGGAAAAGGGGUUUUCUUUACAAAACCCCAGGGGCAGCCGAUCCUGGUGCCCCUCUGGGUAGCGAAAGGAGCUGUAGCAGGGAACCUCAGAAGCAGCAAGCUGGAACGGCAAGGAUGAGCAAAAUCUUGGAGUGGUAAACAAGAUGUAUCAUAAACCCCGUAGCUGUAGCAGGAGCUGAUCCCGGCAGGUAGAGGGUGCGUGGCUACAUUGUAGCAAAAACUUCAGGGCAGUAGCAGAGACAGCGGAGACUGGGCAGCGGCAGUCCAGCUCCUGAACACAGCAGGGAGAGGACCCCUCAGAGGGAGAAGGAGUUCGGGGUCCCGGGGUUUCCUCUGAGGCACACGAGCAGAUGGAGAAGAAUUACUCCAUGUCUGUGUAUCUGGUUCGCCAACUCACUUCAGCUAUGCUUUUGCAGAGGUUAAAAAUGAAAGGUAUCAGAAACCUCGAUCAUUCCAGAGCACUAAUUAAAGAAAAACUAACUGCAGAUCCUGAUAGUGAGAUUGCCACAACCAGUCUGUGGGUAUCUCUGAUGUGUCCUCUGGGAAAAAUGAGACUGACAAUCCCAUGCCGGGCUGUUACUUGCACACACCUGCAGUGUUUUGAUGCUGCUCUUUAUCUUCAAAUGAAUGAAAAGAAGCCUACCUGGAUCUGCCCUGUCUGUGACAAAAAGGCAACUUAUGAGAGCCUAAUAUUAGAUGGGCUCUUUAUGGAAAUUCUUAAUGAAUGUUCAGAUGUGGAUGAGAUCAAAUUCCAAGAAGAUGGGUUCUGGUGCCCCAUGAGGCCAAAGAAAGAAACUAUGAAAGUCUCAAGUCCACAGUGCACCAAAAUAGAAAGUUCCAGUGUUUUUAGGAAAUCCUGUUCUGUGACAGUGACCAAUGAGGUAAACAAGAAGAAAGUUGAUGUUAUUGACUUGACAAUAGAAAGCUCUUCUGAUGAAGAGGAAGAUCAUCCUGCCAAAAGGAAGUACAUAUUUGUGUCUGAAACACAAGGAAGCUCAACCAAAGGGGUUCUUGUGUAUCAGCCACCUACUGUCAGAGUGCCGAGCAUGACAAUGGUCAAUGCCACUGCUAUUCCACCUUCAUUAACAGACUACCCAGUACUAUUCCAUCAUCCACCAAUAUCCAGUAUUUCAUCAGACUUGUCAGGACUGAAUUUUCUUUCACUAAUCCCAGUUGAUUCACAGUACUGUCCUCCUAUGUUUUUGGAUAGUCUCACCUCAACCUUAACAAGCAGCGUACCUGGCAGCAUCAUCACAUCAACCAGCCACCACGAAACCAGCACACGUUAGCUCCUCCAGCAGGAGCAAGACAGGAGUGAUAACCAGAAGCAAAGGCAGUGCUCCUGACAUCAUCUCACUGGACUGAAACCAGGGGCAACACAGGACUCCCAGAGAGAUUGCACAGAGCUGCUGCUUGUAUCUCUGGAAAUUAAUCAUCUUGGAAGUUAUUCAGAUAUUUAUUGAAAGGAUUUGCCUUCUGGAAAAUGGAGUAAAUUCAUCAACACCAAACAGAAGUGAUAGAUUUAUUUUCUUUUUCUUGCUCAUUAAACAGCUGGCAUGGGUAAGGCCCCUUCAUAACAUGCAUUUAUGCUUUUGGUUUGUUCUGGGAAAACUUUGUUGCUGGAUGGAUACCACAAAUGUUUUUUAAUUUUGUUGUAAAACACAGCAGUAGUGUAAAAAAAAAACCAAAAAACUUUUUUAAUAAAAAGGGUACUUAACCACUCUAGAAUAACAACAACCUGGACAAAGGUGCAGAAGUGUAUGCACUGGUGAAUUUUUAAUAUUUUCAUGGGGACCUGUAAUAAACUUCAUUUAAGACCAUGAAGCUUUGAAAUAGCCAUGACUUGUGUUGUGUCUCUUGUUCCCCAUCUCCCCUUACCUGGGGACAUAGGGGAAGCCAAAGUAAAUGGGAUUGUUUGGUUUGUUUUUUUUCCCCUAAUUUCAUGUUUUUCACAAAUGCAACAAAAUCCUAAGAUGUGAUGACUUCUUAUUGUUCUUUGGACUGGGGCAGGGACAGACUAUCUAUGCAAACCCUGUGUUACACAGUCUCUGUGCUGUCAUGUCGGAAUUAGGACACAUCCCCACUACCAAAAACUCCAAAGUAUGCACAGUUGAAUGUAGUUGAAUUUCUGGUUGGAAAUUUAAGAGGUGAUAGGAAAAAAAAGCCUUUAAAUUCAAAUUCAUAUUAUUAAGUCCUCUUUGAAAUUGCGAGAUGAUCAAGUGAAGUGUGUGCUUUCUAUGGCAGCUGUAAGAAGAUAAGAAAGAAAUUGCUUUCUCCAGUGCAGGAUUACUUAAGAGGAUUUCACACUUCUGGUUUCUGUCACUUCAGUAACUGCUGUAUUUUAUGUGGGUGUACUGCACUCUGACUUGCUUUGGAGGAGGCUUGACUUUUUAGACGGUAGAACCUGUAACUGCACAGUGUUUCCACAGUGUUUCUGGGGGUAAUCUCAACAGUACUCUAUGUGGAAGAGGUUAAAGAGCAGGAAAAUAAAGUCAUUUUCAGAGAGCUGGAAUAAUGGUAUUGUCUAUGCAUGCUGACAGAGCAGCUUUUCCAAGUGUUAUGGAUAUACUGAGUAACUGUAUUUAAGAUUGUUCCCUGAUAACCAGCUUUCACUUUUUUCAUCUUAUUUCUUUAGUCAGAUCUCUGUUGCUUUUUGCCUUCCAUUACUGUUACAGUAUUUGAACAAAAAAUAUUGAAGCAGGAUGUUUUGUAACUUUUGUCUGCCCUGUACUCCCACCUUUAAUGGUGCAUUACUAUUCCUCAUUGCCUUUUUUUGUAUGAUCUUUCACAGCAGUCUUCAAUUCAUACAUUGAUCAUAGUAUUGCAUCCAAUUUUUCUUCUCCUUUCUUUAGCUGUUGGAUUUUUUGUACCUGUUAAGGAUCAGUUUUUAGCAUGAUUUAUUUCCAAUAAAGCCAUGUGACUCAUGGAGUUUUUUCCUAAUGCUCCCAGAGGAUCAGUGCUUUUUGCAUUACAAUUGCAUGGUGACUUGACCUGUAAAUAGAGUGUGAAGAGAGGUUCCUGAAUCAUUCUGAAUAAAGCAUUUAAAACCAG